AUGCUAACAAUAACACAAGGUUUUAUAAUCCUGAUAAUUUUUUUGUUAAUUGUUGAAUUUUUCAGGCUGCAAAAAGCUUGCAAGCAAUUCCCUCCUGGACCAACUCCUCUCCCAUUCCUUGGAAACUUGCUGCAUUUGAAAUUUCAGUUUCAUCGGGAUCUUCUGAUGGAGCUGGCAAAAACUCAUGGUAACAUGUACACUCUGUGGUUUGGGUGGGUCCCAGUGGUUAUCCUGAAUGGAUUUCAUGCAGUGAAGGAUGGCAUGACCACACACCCUGAAGAGGUUUCUGGGAGGCUGGUGUCACCUUUCUUCAGAGCAUUGGCCAAAGGAAAAGGUAUUAUCCUUGCAAGUGGUCGCUCCUGGAAGCAGCAGAGACGCUUUGGAAUAAUGACUCUGCGCAACUUGGGGAUGGGGAAACAAGGCCUGGAGCACCGAGUGCAAGAGGAGGCCUCUCACCUGGUGGAGUUUUUUGUGAACCUAAAAGGAAGACCUGUGGAUCCUUCUUUCCCUCUUUUCCAUUCUAUUUCAAAUGUAAUAUGUGCUGUGGUUUUCGGAUAUCACUUCUCUGAUGAGGACAAAACCUUCCAUGAACUGAUCCGUGCUACAGAGAAAAUAUUCAGGUUUGCAGGCAGCUUUGUUCAUCAGAUGUACGAAAUCCUGCCCUGGCUGCUGUGCCGCCUCCCUGGGCCUCAUAAGAAGGCAUUGGCUUGCUACGAUGUCCUGAGCUCUUUUGCAAGAAAGGAGAUCAGAAGGCAUAUGGAGAGAGGGAUACCAGCUGAACCACAGGAUUUCAUUGACUUCUACCUGGCUGAGAUAGAGAAAUCUAAAGAGGGGGCCAAGCCCAAGUAUGAUGAAGAAAACUUGGUGUAUGUCAUAAUUGAUCUUUUCCUUGGUGGAUCAGAGACCUCAAGCACUACAUUGUACUGGGGACUGCUCUAUAUGGUGGUGCAUCCAGACAUCCAAGCAAAAGUGCAGAAGGAGCUGGAUGCUGUUCUGGGUCCUUCCCAGUUAAUUUGUUAUGAGGAUCGGAGAAAACUGCCCUACACAAAUGCUGUGGUCCAUGAGAUUCAGCGCUUCAGCAACAUUGUCUUUGUUGGUGUCCCCAGAUUGUGUGUGAGGAACACAGCACUACUGGGAUUCCCUGUCAAAAAGGGCACCAUUGUUAUACCAAAUAUAGCAUCUGUUCUGUAUGACCCUGAUCAGUGGGAGACACCUCGACAGUUCAACCCUGGCCAUUUUCUGGAUAAAGAAGGAAACUUUAUACCUCGAGAAGCUUUCUUACCAUUCUCAGCAGGGCACAGGGUGUGCUUGGGGGAGCACUUAGCGAGGACCGAGCUCUUCAUUUUCUUUGCCAGCCUGCUGCGGGCGUUCACCUUCCAGCUCCCCGAGGGAGUGACCAAGAUCAGCACUGAGCCCAUUUUUGGGGGCACUCUGCAGCCCCACCCCUACAGGGUUUGUGCCAUUCCACGCUAGGCUGCAGCA
This is a messenger RNA of Ficedula albicollis (Collared flycatcher), 1482 nucleotides long. RefSeq names its product cytochrome P450 2J6-like. Gene Ontology annotation, cellular component: intracellular membrane-bounded organelle; cytoplasm. Lineage: Eukaryota; Metazoa; Chordata; Aves; Passeriformes; Muscicapidae. Gene Ontology annotation, molecular function: iron ion binding; oxidoreductase activity, acting on paired donors, with incorporation or reduction of molecular oxygen, reduced flavin or flavoprotein as one donor, and incorporation of one atom of oxygen; heme binding. The record is from RefSeq and is a predicted model, not a curated record. The transcript has 9 exons. The coding region runs from base 1 to 1473 and encodes 490 amino acids. Gene Ontology annotation, biological process: xenobiotic metabolic process; arachidonate metabolic process.